UAAUUGUAAAGGACUAACAAGAUGCACGUAAGAAAAGAUCCAAUAUCAAGUUAAUUGAAAAAAGAAAAAAUAGGAGCAACUUGAUUCGAAGGUUAAAAUUUUGGACUAACUUUAGCAUUCAAUCUAUCACCGUCCUGGCGUCCUCGAAGCUAUAGUCAGAGUCACAGUCACGACUCACGACUCACGAUUAGCUUAUGUGACGGGUAAGCUGUUAGUUCUGGUGCCAACCACCGUCGAUCAACGAUGCCGAGCCACCACCAACUCCACGUUCCUCUCCGCAGUAACCCUUCCUCCUCCUCCUCCUUCGCCUCACUAUCUUCCAACUCUUUCCUCUCCAAGAUUCUUCUCCUCCUCACCCUCCUCCCAGUUUCCUUGGCAGCCAUAGCAUUCGUCCUCCAAUGGCGAGGUGGCAUAACAGAUCCAGCUUCCCUUUUGUCCCCUCCUGGUUCUCACCACUUCCCUGGUAUGGCAGACCCUUCUCCUCUCUCCCCCCUCUCACACUCCUCCUCCGCCUCCGACUGUCUUAAUCUUGGCCGCACCUCUUCCCCCUCCUUCCCUUACUACCACAACUGGAAACUUGACUAUGCCGCUAAUAUCAAACCUAAGAUCUGUAUUACGACUAGUACAUCGGCAGGGCUAGAACAGAUUCUACCUUGGAUGUUUUAUCAUAAAGUCAUUGGAGUGACGAACUUCUUUCUCUUUGUGGAGGGUAAGGCUGCUUCUCCUGAAGUAUCAAAGGUCCUGAAAUCAAUUCCGGGUGUCAAGGUUGUAUAUAGAACAAAGGAGCUGGAAGAGCAACAAGCAAAGAGCCGAAUUUGGAACGAGACAUGGCUAGCAGGUUUCUUUUAUAAACCAUGCAAUUACGAACUUUUUGUGAAGCAAUCCCUCAAUAUGGAGAUGGCUAUUGUCAUGGCAAGGGAUGCUGGUAUGGAGUGGAUUCUUCACCUUGAUACGGAUGAAUUAAUACACCCAGCGGGUGCUCGAGAGUAUUCUUUGAGGCAGUUGCUUCUUGAGGUUCCAGGAAAUGUAGACAUGGUCAUAUUUCCCAACUAUGAGAGCAGUGUUGAGCGAGAUGAUAUUAAAGAACCUUUUAGUGAGGUAUCAAUGUUUAAGAAGAAUUAUGACCAUCUUCCAAAAGAUACAUACUUUGGCAAUUACAAAGAUUCUGUACGUGGGAAUCCAAACUACUUUCUGACUUACGGAAAUGGUAAAUCAGCUGCCCGUAUACAAGAUCAUCUUCGUCCAAAUGGUGCACACAGAUGGCAUAAUUACAUGAAAUCCCCAAAUGAGAUCAAGUUGGAGGAGGCUGCUGUUUUGCAUUACACAUAUGCUAAAUUCUCAGACCUCACUUCCAGACGUGAUCGCUGUGGUUGCAAACCUACCAAAGAAGAUGUAAAAAGAUGCUUCAUGUUGGAAUUUGACAGAUCUGCUUUCAUCAUUGCUUCAACAGCAACUGAGGAUGAAAUGUUGAAGUGGUAUAAUGAGCACGUUGUGUGGGGUGAUAAAGACGUGAAGUUGAAACUGCUGAGGAAGGGGAUAUUGACUCGCAUAUAUACUCCCAUGGUCAUAAUACAAAGUUUGAGGGAAUCUGGGGUCUUCAGCUCAGUUAUUGCAUCUGCGCCAACACUUUCCAAAGAGAAUUUUUUGCUCUCUAUCGAUAGUAGCAACUCAUCAAGAGCUGAUGCCUCUGCAUCACUCCCUAGAAAGACUGUAAGGACCUUGGAAUCUGAAGCUACCGCAAGGAGAGUUCUGGAUAUUGAAUCUGCUGCAUUUCAUGAAAUGGCUGUUCCGCCAAUGUCUCCACCAGAAGUAGAAGAUAAUGAGCCCUAUUCUCACUCUUGAAGUCUUGAUCAAUCUUACACCAUUUCCUUCCCCUUCCAUCUAUAUAUAUACUAUGUCCAAUCAUAUGCAGCGGAAGAAGAGCAAGUUUGCUGCA
Arachis duranensis is the source of this 1936-nucleotide messenger RNA. RefSeq names its product glycosyltransferase-like KOBITO 1. Gene Ontology annotation, biological process: cellulose biosynthetic process; response to abscisic acid. The transcript has 11 exons. The record is from RefSeq and is a predicted model, not a curated record. Lineage: Eukaryota; Viridiplantae; Streptophyta; Magnoliopsida; Fabales; Fabaceae. The coding region runs from base 244 to 1842 and encodes 532 amino acids.